GGUCUGAAGUUGCGGUUAAGUAGCCGAGCACUGUAAUCAUUCCUCCCACUGGAGUCGUCAACAUCAUGAGCACCGGACGCGUUAAGGUACUGUGUGAGCGCAUUAUGAGCCGCGGCUACGAGCCGCGCGUUGCUCGCCUCAUGGAGAACGUCAAGGCCACAGUGCGUGCGCAGCCCGGCUUCAUCUCCAUCGACACGUACGCGCAGGUGGACGACCACACCAAAUACGUCGUGUUCUCCGAGUGGGAGUCGAAGAAGGACUUUGAUAAGUGGCUGGCCAGCAAGGAGUUCCAGGAAUGCACGCAGCAGAUCAACGAGCUUCUGGACGUGCCGGGGUUGCACAUGCGCAUCUUCAAGACCCCCAAAGAAGACGUCUUCCUCCUCUGAAGUGUCCGGCGAUAGCAAUGCUUUUUCACGAGAAAUACACAUGACACGAUAAGCACUUCCUUGCGGUCUAGAUUGCACGUAUACCUCAGUGUGUGUCAAAUUUGUUCACUGUUUUCCAUGGUCUCCAAGCUCUCUACAACGGCCACAUCAUGUUACGUCUAGAGGCUCGCUGUUUUGGCCAUAAACAACGCUCUGGAAAGCCCUGCAGUAGUCAAAAUCGAGGGCUGAAGCCACUGUACAUCCUUUUGUCACUUGUGCUGUCGACGCUUGGUCGUCUAGGAAGACCCGUCCGUCUUGCUCUUAAUAAAACUCUUUAUCCGAUCA
This is a messenger RNA of Phytophthora nicotianae INRA-310, 710 nucleotides long. RefSeq lists its product as hypothetical. Bases 66 to 386 code for a protein of 106 amino acids. The record is from RefSeq and is a predicted model, not a curated record. The transcript has 2 exons. Lineage: Eukaryota; Oomycota; Peronosporomycetes; Peronosporales; Peronosporaceae.